AUGACGAAAGUAGCCCACUACUGUAUCGACCGGGGCGCAGCGAUGACGCGCCCGCCUAAAAUCAAUAGGCGGCCCCGCGGCGGCCACGAGGCGGCUCCGCGCCGGUUCAUCGUCCGGGAGGCGCGCGCAGCGGCCGCGCCGGUCGAUGCGUCAGUCGCGCCCCGGCCGCGGCGCUUCCUGCAGCCACCCGCCCGCCCGCCGCACGUCGCCGCCCGCCUAUCGCUGCCGCCCAUCGCCGCUGGUCGCCGCCAUGCCACGGCCGCGCCGCCGCCAAGCCGGGCCGGCGCGCGAGCCACCCGCCGCCGCCUAGCUGCGGUCAGAAAUAGGUGGCAAGGCUCCUCUUCUUGUCUGGGAAGCGGGCACCUGGUGGCCGUCCCUGGUUGA
This is a messenger RNA of Parnassius apollo (apollo), 384 nucleotides long. Lineage: Eukaryota; Metazoa; Arthropoda; Insecta; Lepidoptera; Papilionidae. The record is from the annotation of a GenBank genome assembly.